This is a messenger RNA of Staurois parvus, 472 nucleotides long. Lineage: Eukaryota; Metazoa; Chordata; Amphibia; Anura; Ranidae. The record is from the annotation of a GenBank genome assembly.
UGGGCCCCUGUACCGCCUCCUCAUGCUGCUGCCAGGCCCGUAAUCUGCCAUGGGCCCCCGUACCGACUCCCUCAUGCUGCUGCCAGGCCCGUAAUCUGUCAUGGGCCCCUGUACCGCCUCCUCAUGCUGCUGCCAGGUCCAGAGUGUGUCAUGGGUCCCUGUACGGCCUCCCAUUGCUGCUGUCUCCAUCGCCACACUCUGCCAUGUGCCACUUUCAGGUCUCCUCACACUGCUGGUGGGUUCCAUUUUGUCAUAGGGUGCUGUAGAUUACGGGCCUCCCAUUGCUGCUGCCAGGCCCGUAAUCUGCCAUGGGCCCCCCGUACAGCCUCCUCAUGCUGCUGCCAGAUCCAGAGUGUGUCAUGGGUCCCUGUACGGCCUCCCAUUGCUGCUGUCUCCAUCGCCACACUCUGCCAUGUGCCACUUUCAGGUCUCCUCACACUGCUGGUGGGUUCCAUUUUGUCAUAGGGUGCUG